Acanthopagrus latus (yellowfin seabream) is the source of this 3749-nucleotide messenger RNA. It is a transcript of the gene dync2i1, whose product is annotated as dynein 2 intermediate chain 1. The transcript is spliced from 23 exons. The record is from RefSeq and is a predicted model, not a curated record. NCBI's taxonomy places the organism in Eukaryota, Metazoa, Chordata, Actinopteri, Spariformes, Sparidae. Gene Ontology annotation, cellular component: cytoplasmic dynein complex. Bases 136 to 3360 code for a protein of 1074 amino acids. Gene Ontology annotation, molecular function: dynein heavy chain binding; dynein light chain binding. Gene Ontology annotation, biological process: intraciliary transport.
GUGACGCGAUCUCCUUGGUUUCAACUAACUGCGCUUGCGCACUAGAGAUUUAGCCAUCAUGGCGGCGUCAUUACAAAAAUAUGAGCUGAUUUUCGGCGAUUGAGAAGCAUCAGAAAUAACAACACAGAUGAGAACAUGCACAGCGACAAGAAAAUAACCAGGGAAGACACAUGGAGACCAGCUGACCUGAGAAGACACAUCCGGGAGGACGGAGGUGGUGAUGAGAGAAAGCACCGUGGUGGGGAAUCCACAGAGAGACGCCGCAGAGAAGAGAAAGAUUCCAGGCGAGAGAGAGACAAGCAUAAGGAAAGGGAGAGCACUAGAGAGAGGAGAGAUGAGGAUGACAGAGACAGAUAUGCAGAUCGACGAAAAGAGGGCUCACGGGACAGGAGAGGUGAUAAGGAAAGGGACAGAAGAGAUGAUAGGGACAGAGAGAAGAGAAGGGAAAGGGACAGGCUAGUAGACGGAAAGAGGUACGAAGGUGAUUACAAAGAGAACAGAGACAGAAGGCGAGAUAAAGAUGAAAAGCACGAAAGAGAGAGGGAUAAGGAAAGCCACAGACACAGGGACAAAGAGAGGGAAAGAGACGGAGAGAGACGCCACGAGGAGGAGAGGGAAAAAAGGAGGGAAGAGCGAGACAAGGAAAGAAGGAGAGAAGAACGGGACAGAGAGCACAGGACUGAGAGGGAGAGGAGGAGACAUGAGGUGAGCGGAGAAGGAGAAAGAGAUCAGAUUGAACGGCACGAAAGGGAGAAGAGAGAGCGACAUCGAGAGAGAGACAGACGCAAAGACGAAAAUGAAGACAAGAGGAAUGACAAAGACAGACGCGAGAGACAUGGAGACAGAAAGAAUUUGGAACUGACGGAGGAAAGAGAGCACAAAGAAGAACAUAGAAGACACAAAGACGAGAGAGAGAGCAGACACAAAGAGAGAGGAUAUCAUGAUGAAAAGCGGAAGCACGACACUGAAUCCAGGAUGCACCGGGACUUAAAGGGGACGGGCGAAGACGACAGGCGUCACCGUGGUGACAAAGAGCGAGGAGAACCUGACAAACACAAAGAGAGAAGGCACAGAGAGGAGGAAGAGGAGGAACAGGAAAGAAAUCAUCACAGAGACAGAACAAGCUCCAAGAAGUCAGCAUCUGAUAAAAGUCAUCAGCAGGAGACUAAAACUGAGGAUGCAGCAACAGUAUCUGAGCAGCAGACAACUAGUGUAAAAGAUGUAGGAGACACAGAGGAGCCUGUUGUCAAUGAUGAGGAUUUGGCUGACCCAGAAUACGAGGACGACUUUGAGGAUUACGAGGAGGAUUUUGAGGAGAUGGAUGAGAGCGCGGAUGAAGGUGAGGACGAGAAGGAGGAACAGCGUUCAGUGGCGGGUGAGGAGGUUGAGGAACUUACAGCGCAAAGGAAAAAAGAGAUCGAGGCCAUUCAGAGAGCGAUGAACGAAGAGAACGAGAGAGUCGGAACAGCUCAGUCCAGACCAUCUGGGAGCAGAGAGGUGGAGGAGGAGGACGGGCCUAAAUGGUCCCGAGGCACAGGGUCUGAAAAGAACCAGAGUAGAGCCUCCCAGCGUGGAAAGUUUAUCGACUUUGUGGCCGCAAAACAGCGUGAAGUGAGCAAGAAAGUUGCCACAAAACAAAAGAAACGCAGCACAGAGCUUCUCCGCUUAAUCGAUCUCGAUUUCUCGAUGACGUACUCCAUUUUGGAUCUGCCACCAGUUAAUGAAUAUGAAAUGUAUAUUAGAAACUUUGGAAAGGCAAACACAAAGCAGGCUUACGUCCAGUGUAAUGAGGAUAACGCAGACCGAGACAUCCAGACAGAGGAGAUAGCAAUGUGUGAGAAGUGGACACAGCAUCCUCCGGAGCACAAAGGAGCCUGUGGAGAUCCGAACCUCUCUCAGGAAGCCGGAGACAAAACCUCGAACGAAACAAACUUUGAUUCCAAGCAUCUGACGGCAUUUCUGCGCUCAGCCUCACAGGUCAUGGUGGUCCUGCUGGAAGAGGAUCGAGCUGAGAGUAAAUCCCUCAGGAAGCUGAGGUCUCAAACAGACACGCUGUCUUUCAGCGACGGAAGUUUACAGCUCAACACCAAGUUGCCUUUUCUUUAUGGUCGCAGUGUCAGCCUGGUGCACUUCUCGCAGGUCCAGAGGCACACCAUGAUGUCAGUCCACGGGCCUACGCACAAGCCCAGCGCUGUGCGUCUUGAUAGCUGCACUAUAAUCUGUAUCUGGAACAUCUGGGAGCCGUCUAGACCUCAAAAAGUCCUCGUCUACGAAUCAGAGGUCCAGUGUUGUUGCUUCAGCCCUGCAAAGUCCAUAUUGGUGUUUGCGGGCACCUCGGUGGGCUCUGUGGUGCUGUGGGACCUGAGAGAGCACGUCAGUAACCAUUACCGCUUGAAGAUAGGAGAGGAUGAGUGGACUCUCCGACAGCCUACCUUCUCUACUGAUGCGGUGAUGGCUGGCUCAGGCCAUUUCUCAUGUGUGACGUCGGUAGAAGUUGUGCCCUCUGCUGCAGCCGGGGGGCUGCAGUCAGAGGUCCCCCUUUUGGCAUCUGAGGAAGAGUCGUCGGGAUUGUCAUUCCAGCUGGCUUCUCUGGACGAAAGCGGGGUUUUAAAUUUCUGGGUGGUGGUGGAACUCCCGAAAGCCAACGAGGCGGGCUCCCCAACAGAUCUCGGUCUCAGGCCUGGGGGCAAAGUAAAGUUACUCCACAGCUCCUCCCUCCUCACCGUUGAGAGGGUCUCACCACGAGAUGCAGCGAAAACAGGGCCGUCGCAGACCCUCCAUUUAAAGUUCCUUCCAACGGACUCCAAUCAUUUCUUUAUCGGCACCAACAUGGGUCUGGUCAAUCAUGGAACGAGUCACAGUUUGAAGGCUCCACCAAAGUUUUACAGGUUUCAGGAGGCUGGAAUCCGACCUGUCGAUGUCAGCGCCAUCCACUUUUCUCCCUUCGUUCAGCACAUGUUCUUGGUGGGCUGUGGGGACGGCAGCAUCAGGCUGCACAUAGUCAGCCAGGAGCAGCCUGUUGCAGAGUGGAACAACAGUACAGCUGGUGAACCAGUGGUCUCACUGCAGUGGGCCCAAACCAGACCAGCAGUCUUCUGCGUGCUCGAUGGAGCCUCCAACCUCCACAUAUGGGACCUGCUGAAAAACGACACCGAGCCUGUUGUCACCGAAAGGAUACACUCUGACAGGCUGGCAGCCAUGGCGGUGUUUGGAGACUCAGGACAGCAAAACACAUAUUCAGGGAUAGCACUGGCUCGGGAGUCAGGAACGAUAGAAAUGCACUAUUUCACAAGAGGUUUCACCGCACCUGUUCCUGAAGAAGAGGAGAAGUUGGAGAGAAUGGUGACUGAGGCCUUCUGAAACAACGCAUCGUGUAGAUAGACUGAUGUUUGUGUUUGGAUCAGACAAUGUAUUUUUUUAACUCCGGUACAGCAUGAAGAUCAAUUUAUGAAUAUGUUAUGAGUCCUGUUGUAAAGUGUGUCAUACUUCGAUUCAGUGUGUUUAUUCUCUUAAGUUGAUGACACAUGUCUAGAGAGAUAUUAUAUUAGCUGAAGAUUGUUGCUGAACACCAAAGAUCCUCCAUAGAGCCCUAAUUUGUUUAUUAUCCUCCAUAAAUACAUUAUAAGAAAUAUAAUGUAAAUGUUUGUCGAUGUAAAUAUUUGUACUGUUUGAUACUCACACUGCUUUAUGUAAAAUUUGUAAGGUAUUAACAAGUUACAUUUUUGUACAAUAAACUGAGUAUAUCUGUA